Nannospalax galili (Upper Galilee mountains blind mole rat) is the source of this 1217-nucleotide messenger RNA. RefSeq names its product deleted in lymphocytic leukemia 7 (gene Dleu7). The record is from RefSeq and is a predicted model, not a curated record. The transcript is spliced from 2 exons. Bases 332 to 976 code for a protein of 214 amino acids. NCBI's taxonomy places the organism in Eukaryota, Metazoa, Chordata, Mammalia, Rodentia, Spalacidae.
CUGCAGAUAGAUGCAUCCACACAAAGCAGCACGUUUUCCCUUCAAAGCCCCUUGAGAGGCGGAAGAACCAGAGCUCAGCAUUUGGCUGACGUUCAAGUGCACACCCAGCAGCGCUUUGGGUCAGAAACAAGCCCACUCUGGCUGGAAGUGAAUGCAGGGGCUGGCGCGGGUCAGCGACUGCGGGCCGGGGGCUGGGCCGGCCACACACGCCGAGAGACACGGAGGCCCCGGAGCCCCGAGUUAGGAAAUGUGACCCCGGGAUCCCGAACGCCACCCCCACUCCUUCGCCUGCUCCACCUGCUCGCCUAGCGCUCAGCUGCCAACCUGGGCGAUGGCCAGCCCCGCGCCCUUAGUGGCUUCCAUUAGCCACCAAAUGGUGGCUCUGCAGACGCUGCAGCUACUGCAGCAGGAGUGGGGCUGGGGGGACGGACCUGGCACCCCCGGGAGCCCGCGCGGCCCGGACCACGUGCCAGGCGCCCCAGCUCGGCGCUCAGGUCAGAUGCGAGCCCGGCGCGGGCCUGGGCGCGAGGGGGCUGGGGGUCGGGGCGCCGGGGCGCCAGGCUACCCGGAGGCGGACGGGCUGCGGGGCGCAGAGGGGGGCGCCGAGCUGCUGCCCUUCCCCCGGGACCGCGGGCCCUGCACCUUGGCGCGGAUGGCCAUGCGCAGCGCGCUGGCCCGCGUGGUGGACUCGACCUCGGAGCUGGUCAGCGUGGAGCAGACUCUGCUAGGGCCUCUCCAGCAGGAGCGGUCCUUCCCGGUCCAUCUGAAGGAUAGCGUUGAAUUUAGAAACAUCUGCAGCCACUUGGCUCUGCAGAUCGAAGGACAGCAGUUUGACAGAGACUUGAAUGCUGCUCACCAGUGUUUGAAGACAAUAGUCAAGAAGUUGAUCCAGUCGCUGGCCAAUCUCCCUUCGGAUGCUCAUGUGGUCGCCUGUGCUUCCUUGAGACAGAUCUUACAGAAUCUCCCAGAUGUAUAAGUGUGUGGGACAUGGAGAUGAAGCCACGGCCGGCUCUGUUAAAAGAAUCUUCCAUGAUCGACAGAUGAUGAUUGAUUUUAUCCCCCCGAAGGAGACUUGAUAGCACAUGGCACAGUCUGGCCAACGGCACGUGUAGCCUUCAAAAGUAUAGCAUGCUAGCGAGCAUUUUUUAAAAGUUGUAGUUUACAUUUUUAAAGAAUGUUGACCUAUUGACUUUCUGAUUAAAAUUCCUUAUACUUUG